Messenger RNA from Topomyia yanbarensis, 2256 nucleotides. Its product is annotated as organic cation transporter protein. NCBI's taxonomy places the organism in Eukaryota, Metazoa, Arthropoda, Insecta, Diptera, Culicidae. Gene Ontology annotation, cellular component: membrane. Gene Ontology annotation, biological process: transmembrane transport. Gene Ontology annotation, molecular function: transmembrane transporter activity. Bases 441 to 1952 code for a protein of 503 amino acids. The transcript has 4 exons. The record is from RefSeq and is a predicted model, not a curated record.
ACUCGAACGCGACCGGAUCGCGAUUUUGAUUUCUGGUGGAGCACUCGUAGCGUGUGUCGCCGAUUCGCAUUUACUGUGCCCGGCUUGGUCAAGGGAACCAAGAGUGGACGGCUGAAAGCAGUCAACCGAACUACAACCAGAGUGAAUAGUACCGCGAUUGAGUGUGAAGUGAAGUUUUGAUUUAUCUUGUGCUUGCACGGUGCUGCGGGAGUGAAGGUCGACUCGGCCAGAUCUGAUGUUGAUUUAUGUUUAAUGCAUUAGCUUGAAACGAAAGUAAGAGUGUACAUGAUUGGCGUUUUAGGCGGUGGAUUCAGCGCAAUCACGAAUCUGUAACGUGAAUAGUGGGUGGUUAUUAAACCGAAAGUCUAAGAGGCGUGCGGUGCUAUUUGAUUUAGACUAGCUGUGAUUACCCGGAAGCUGGUUGGAAGGUAGUAGAUAAAAUGACAGCAGUAACGGAAUCGAAGAAAAGUGACUCGAAAUGGAACCUGGAUCCAGUGCAGAGGGCCAUGGGCCAGCUCGGCUGGUGGCACAUCAUGGUCUGUGCCGUGGUGUUUCCGCUAAAGUUCCCGGUGGCGUGGCAUCAGAUGGGAAUUAUCUUUCUGGGAGCGGCCAUGAACUACACCUGCGCCUCCAACAUCACCCUGGAUCGAUGCUCCAAGCAGUGCACCAGUUGGGAGUACGAUACCAGCGUGUUUAGCUCGACCAUCGUGAGCGAGUGGGAUCUGGUGUGCGAGAAGGCCCAUCUAGCCAACCUGUCGCAGACGAUCUUCAUGUUCGGAAUCCUGGUUGGCGGGGUACUAUUCGGGACGUUGGCUGAUAAGUUUGGACGGCGGCCUCCAUUGGUUAUUGCGGUUAUAAUUCAACUUGUAUCAGGUGUUGCAACUGCUUACAUUCCAUGGUUUUGGGGAUUCGUUGUGCUACGCUUCAUUACGGCCGUUGCCACCGGCGGUACUAUGGUUACCAGUUUCGUCCUCAUCAUGGAGAUCAUCGGUCCGAAAUGGCGUGAAUUAUUCUCAGUCCUCUACCAGAUCCCGUUCAACCUGGGCCACUUAACGCUGGCAGUUUUCGCAUACUUUCUGCGUGACUGGCAUCAGCUGCAGUUUGGUUUAUCAAUCUACUCAGUACUGCUGCUCUCGUACUAUUGGCUUGUUCCAGAAUCACCUAGAUACCUGUUCACUUCUGGCGAUACGGAAGGAGCAGCACGAGUGUUGGAAAAGGCAGCUAAAUGUAACAAGCUACCUUCGGAGAACAUUCAAAGUGACUUGGACCAGUACGCAAAAACCAAAAACAUUGGAACAGUAUCUAAGGGCAAUGUAAUUGAUCUGUUCCGGACACCAAACAUGCGUGCAAAGUCGUUGUUCAUGUGUUUUAAUUGGUUUGUUUGCGGGUUGGCUUUCUUCGGUGUUGCGCAGUAUGUUGGGCACGCCGGAGGCAAUAUCUAUGCCAAUGUUGCAAUCGGAGCGGCACUGGAACUUCCAGGAACAGUUCUCUGUAUCUAUAUGAUGAAAGCUUACGGUCGUAAGAAGACGUUGAUCAUUUCCAAUACACUGACUGGACUAACGAUGCUAGCUAUAGCGUUUGUACCGGAGAGUCUCACCUGGUUGAAUGUCGGUCUUGCUUCCAUCGGCCUGGUGGGUAUGAGUAUAUCAUUCCCAACGGUAUACCUGUAUGCUGGAGAACUGUUUCCGACGGUUGUCCGAAAUGUUGGAAUCGGUACUGCUUCGAUGAUUGCGAGAAUCGGAUCAAUGCUAGCCCCGUUCGUAGCGGGAAUGGGCGUUGUUGCUCACUGGUUACCACCGGUGAUCUUCGGUCUCACACCACUAGUUGGUGCCUUCUUUGUAUUUUUCCUACCGGAAACGCAGGGAGCACCAUUGCCGGAAACCAUUGAGGAUGGUGAGAACUUUGGCAAGCGACAAAAGACGCCAGCAAGUGUUGAGGAUCCUAAGCUCUAAAUGUUUCUCUAUGGUUACCAGAGUUGUUUUUGGUAACAGGUCGCAUCUGCCUGACGGAAGUAGCACGUGUCUUACUGUCCUAUAAAACGUAAGUCUCCGUGGGACUCGUUUUGUUUUUAAUACUAUUUACUUGUACUAGAGAUUUUUAUAAGCAAAUCAGUGUAGCAAGGACGCAUGUCCUAUAUUUACGCGUAUAAAAGACGAUUUAUAGAAUGAUCCAAUGCCAAAAAAGUCCAUAUGCGAAUGAUAUUUUUGUGUAAGUUUUCGAACAAUAAAAAAUACUGACAUAACAAUUAUUACAAAC